Molecule: messenger RNA, 2093 nt
Organism: Drosophila ananassae
Lineage: Eukaryota; Metazoa; Arthropoda; Insecta; Diptera; Drosophilidae
Gene: Tif-IA
Product: RNA polymerase I-specific transcription initiation factor RRN3
Exons: 6
Coding region: 217-2043 (608 amino acids)
Biological process (GO): transcription initiation at RNA polymerase I promoter
Cellular component (GO): nucleus
Molecular function (GO): RNA polymerase I core binding; RNA polymerase I general transcription initiation factor activity
Source: RefSeq, a predicted model, not a curated record
UCGAAAUACUUUAUAUCGUUGUAUCGAUAUUUGUAUCGUGGCUUCUCCAUCUUUAAAACAACGUGUUUUAGAGAACAAAUAAUCUAAUAAAAUACUUUCUUUGCAAGGUGUAUAGUGAAUCAUUAAAUUUGUAUGAAAUCUCACAUCCACAGCAACUCGGGUAUAUUAGGGUUCUUCGAUUUCGUUGAGUUGGAAUUAUAGUAGGUGUAAAAUAAAAUGUCAGUCUACCCUACAAAGACAUCAAUAUUGAAGACGUUUUCCGGAGCGGAUCGGGAAAGAGCCAAAGUUAUGGCCGCCAACAAAGUUCGAUUUUCCACUCCUAAGGAAAAAGGGCUUGCAGAAUCAGUACGCGUGGCAUCAGAAGAACAAAAUUUUCAUUUAGUCCAUGAGUUUACCUAUUUCUUAAGGGAAGCAGAAUUAGAUGAUGAUGAGCUGGAGGAAAUUUUAAAAGAAGCUAGAAAAAUUGUUCACAACUUAACGCCCGACUUUGUCAACGUUGUGGAAGCUUUGCUGUCUCUUAAUUGGAGGAAACGUAGCUGCAAAACAAUCGAAGCUUUUACCGAAUUUAGCAUUGAAAUUUUGGUGGCACAUAACAGAUAUUUACCUAUGGGUAUAUCCAAGUUUAUCUUGCAUUGGAUACCAAACGAUCAAGAUGCAGCCGACUGGGUUAAUGGUUGCCCAUCAAACCAAAUCUACUGCGAGCUGAAGCCAAUCCAUGAUGUGAUUAAUCGAAUUAUAACCGCAGUGCCCAUGGCAUUCGACGUUAUCGUCGAUACAAUAUCCUCAAAGUUUCCCUAUUUUAAAAAGCCUGCACAUGUAACUGCUGGAUAUUUAUUUAAUUUACUCUGGUUAUUGGAUUACAAACCCGUUUUUGAGGAAAUAAUUUUGCAGCUGGUUCUGCAAAAACUUUUAAUUCUAGACGUAAACGCUCCUAGAGAUGAAAUUGACCUCGAAAAUCAUGGCGAAGAAAAACAAAUGGAAGAUCCUUUAUUUCAAAUAGAUGAAAUAGCUGCCCUGACCGACGCGAAUAAAUCCGAAGAGUUGGUGGAUCAUCCUAUAGGACAAAGUCUUGAUAUAUGUCUGCAUAUGCUUUAUAAAUUUUUUGAUAAAAAAUGCAACAUAAAGCCGAAUUGCACGGACCAGCAACGAUGCGCAGCAAACCGUAUAUUUAAUAUACUUCUUUUCACAUUUGAUGAGAUUUUAUUACCGAGUCAUAACACGCACCAUGUACAAUUUGUUAUAUUUUUUAUAACCAGCUUGCGACAAACUUAUUCUGAAGCUUUUCUAAGUUCGCUAUGGCAGAAGGUUCAGAAUCCUAAUGUUUCCGCUAUUAUCCGGCAUGGUGCUAUUGGAUAUUUGGCAAGCUUCUUAGCAAGAGCAAAAUUCGUACCACUCUGUACCUUAACAUUAUACUUAAUGGAAUUGUCCAAAUGGGCGCAUUCUUACAUAGACGACUCCGAUGAGUACAGUCAGAAUUGCUCGCUAAAAUCAAAUUUAGUAUUUUUUUCUGUAUGCCAAGCUAUUUUUUAUUUGAUUGCUUUUCGAGUAAGAGAUUUGACGGCUACUACCAAAGAUUUGCUGUUUCUUCAGUCUCUUCAACUUUCACGCCUCGCAAUGUGUCAUUUUAAUCCAUUGCGAUAUUGUCUAGCUGCUAUAGCUACGGCAUUUGCUGGUGUAACUCGAACUUAUCAGUUGGCGUACUGUCAUACUGUUCUAGAACGAAAUGCGCGUCGCAAACUAGCUACUGUUUACGGCCAUGAGAAAUGUAUGCCAGAAGAAACACUAGAAACAUUCUUUCCUUUCGAUCCAUAUAUGCUUAAAAUGUCUAACAAGUAUAUUGAGAUCAACUACCUUAUUUAUCAAGGAAAUACAGAUGAUAAUGCGACGCCAGAGCCUCUUCGGCGAAAAAGAGGUGACUCUGAAAUGGUAGAAGAUGACGACUUUAUUAAAAUUGAUAAACGACAAAAACUUUUGGAACUAUCCAAAAGUCAAGAGCUUGAAAAAGACUUUAAUUAUGGAUCCUCUUCUGGCUUUAGUAAAUAAAAAAUUUACACAAAAAAAACGGGUUUCGCAAAUAAACCGUUAAAAAUGCA